Molecule: messenger RNA, 2892 nt
Organism: Choloepus didactylus (southern two-toed sloth)
Lineage: Eukaryota; Metazoa; Chordata; Mammalia; Pilosa; Megalonychidae
Gene: DLGAP5
Product: DLG associated protein 5
Exons: 19
Coding region: 383-2656 (757 amino acids)
Biological process (GO): regulation of mitotic cell cycle; kinetochore assembly; mitotic spindle organization
Cellular component (GO): nucleus; spindle pole centrosome; cytoplasm
Molecular function (GO): microtubule binding
Source: RefSeq, a predicted model, not a curated record
AUCGGGGUUGUAACGUUCCUGCUUCGAAGGCGGCGGUGGUCUUCAGACCGAGAGGAUUCCUUAACUUUUAGUUUCGUUGAGAUUUCACGCCAGAAGCUGCCUCAGGAUGUCUUCAUCACAUUUUGCCAGUCGACACAGAAAGGAUUUUAAGUACUGACAUGAUUAGAACCAGAAUGGCUCAUAGGAAAUCAAUGUCUCAGAAAGAAACAGACAUAAGGAAUAUGAACGAAAUAGACACUUUGGUUUGAAAGACAGCAAUAUUCCAAUCUUUAGAAGGUAGAAUUCUUGUUGAAUUGGAUGAAACAUCUCAGGAGCUUGUUCCGGAAAGGCCAAUGUCAAGACAAGGUCAACAAAAGCUGUUCUAGGUGAUCAACGAAAACAAAUGCUCCAAAAAUACAAAGAAGAAAAGCAACUUCAAAAAUUGAGAGAGCAGAGAGAGAAAGCUAAACGAGGAGUAUUUAAAGUGGGUCUUUAUAGACCUGAUAUGCCUUCUUUUCUUUUGUCUCUUUCAAACCAGAAUGCUCUGAAAACUGAGCCAAAAAAGGCUUUUCCUUCUUCUGUACGGAUUACAAGGUCCAAGGCCAAAGAUCAAAUGGAGCAGGCUGCUAAGGUUGAUAAUAGGAAUGAUGUUCAAAUAAUCCAACCUGGUCAAAGACUAACUUCUGAAAAGAAAGUGUUGGACAAAGAGAAAAAAGCUUUACAACCUGCAGUCCCUUCAUCAGUGAGAAUGACUCGGUCAGCUACUCAAGCAGCAAAGCAGACUGCCAAAGCAGUCUCAUCUACAACAAGAAAGCCAGUCUCAAGAGCUUCUAAUGAUAUUGAACCAGAAAGAAAGGCAUCAAAUAAAGGAAAACUUGUCAAAAAGACAGAAACAAAACUUGACAAGGAUAUUUCUUUUAAAAUUGAAAGAGAAGAGAAUACUUUGGAUUCCCAGACCGGUGCAACAAAUAGAAUGGAUCCAGAUGGAGUCUUAUUAAAAAUGGAAAGCUUACCUAAGACAAAUUCUGCAAAAAUGAAAGGGAAGAAUUCCUUUGCACCUAAGGAUUUUAUGUUUCAGCCACUGGAUGGUCUGAAGACUUAUCAAGCAACACCCAUGACUCCCAGAAGUGCCGAUGCUUUCUUGACACCCAGUUAUACCUGGACCCUUUUAAAAACAGAAGUUGAUAAGACUCAAGAAGCAACAAAAGAAAUUUUGGCACAAAAUUAUGAAACUUACUCUACUGAGACUGUACAGCAGGAUUCAAAUAAAUUACCAUGUCUUUUGGGUUCUCUCACAGCUUGGAAUGAAGAACAUGUCUUAAAUAAAAAUGAAGCCACUACUAAAAAUUCAAGUGGCCUUCUAAUAGAAGAAGUCAUCCCAUCACCUGAAAUAAAUGAAGGCCAGAUACUUCAGCCACAACAUGAUGUUCCAUAUUUCAGAAAUGUUCUCCAGUCAGAAACUGAGAAAUUAACAUCACACUGCCUUGUGUGGGAAAGGAAGCUUGAAUUGGACAUUCCAGAUGAUGCUAAAGAUCUUAUUCGCACAGCAGUUGGUCAAACAAGGCUCCUUAUGAAGGAAAGGUUCAAACAAUUUGAAGGACUCGUGAAUGAUUGUGAAUAUAAGCGAGGUGAAAAGGAGACUACCUGUGCAGAUCUGGAUGGAUUUUGGGAUAUGGUUAGUUUUCAGAUAAAUGAUGUAAACCAAAAAUUUAACAAUCUGAGCAAACUUGAGGAAACUGGAUGGCAAAACAAUAAUAACACAAGCAAAAAAGUCUUACGGAAGAAAGUUGUCUCUGGUGUAACGAGUAAACCAAAGAAGGAUGAUGGAAGGAUUGCAGCUAGAAAUCGCCUAGCUGCCAUAAAAAAUGCAAUGAGAGACAGAAUUAAACAGGAAGAACAUGCUGAAGCAGCAGCCUCUUUAAUACCAAAGGAAGUUGAUAAAAUAGUGUUUGAUGCUGGAUUUUUCAGAAUUGAAAGUCCAGUUAAAUCAUUUUCAGGACUUUCUGUCUCUUCUGAACAUCUUUCUCAAAGACUUAGAACUCCUAAAUCUGUCAGCAAAGCUGUGCCUCAGAGAAAGGUUGAGAUGGGCCUUCUAAGACAACCUGUGUCACCGGAGAAUCCUGAUCCUCAGAGUACCAAAAGUGAAUACCCUGUUGAUAAGAAGAUUUUGUUUCCAAAUAUUUCUGAAAACAGGAACAGUAUGGUAGAAGAUGCCCAGUGUCCUGGAUUUCAAAUAAACCAUGAUGCAAAUAAGAUAAACUUUGAGAUGGAUCGUUUACCCAGUGAAAGAAUGAAUUUGCUGCUACUUGCUGGUGAAAUGACAUAUAAUACUAAGAAAGAAGAAAUUUCAGAUGUCAUGGAGGGAAUGGAACUGAAUUCUUCAAUUAUAACACAGGAUGUUUCGAUGACUAGCCCUGAAAAAAUUACACCAUUACAAAAUAACAUCUCACAGGACGAAGAAGUUAAAAUUUCUUUAUGUCAGUCAGUACUAAGAGAUGAUACAAGUCUCACCACUGAAUGCCAGCUUCUUGGUUCAACAAGCCUAAACUGCAGUAAUCCAUUUACUCAUGUGGAAAGGAAACAUCAAGAGCAUGCCAGACACAUUUCCUUUGGUGGUAACCUGAUUACCUUUUCACCUCUAAGACCCUUCAGUGGAGAACAACCAGAAGAAUUUUGAAUUUAAAAGUAAAUCCAAAAAAUUUUCUGUUCAUAUUCUUGGUGUCAUGAUAAAUUUUGAAUAUUUGAAUAUUUGAAGAAUUUGUAGUUGUGUUAACUUCUAUUCAAUCCAUUUAUAUAUUGUCAUGUAAUGUUUUAAUAUUCAGUGUUCUUCAAAGUUUGUUUUAGAUAUGAUAUUGUUUCUCAAGGGAAGUUGGGAUAUUUUGUACAUUUACCAUGCAGAAUAAAAAAUUUGCU